This is a messenger RNA of Aspergillus ruber CBS 135680, 2307 nucleotides long. RefSeq lists its product as uncharacterized. Lineage: Eukaryota; Fungi; Ascomycota; Eurotiomycetes; Eurotiales; Aspergillaceae. The record is from RefSeq and is a predicted model, not a curated record. The coding region runs from base 57 to 2081 and encodes 674 amino acids. The transcript is spliced from 17 exons.
AGCAGAUAUAUAUCUAUGACACAUCGUAUUAUUAUCACUGAGAUAUACAGGACUCCAUGGCUUCUGAAAGCCUGAGAUCUUCUUAUAUAUCCGCCCGGCCAACCGAGAAGGAACCGGAUAUCCCGGUUAUUGAGGAUGAUGAGACACUCGUUGAUGUUGUUCGAAAGCUAUCCAAUUACUUGAGUCAGGCAAUUCCGGAGGUCUCCUAUACAUUUGAGCAAUUGAGGUCGUCACCUCAUGGUCAUGAUAUCCGGUUGCUUGUACAUUCCCUGGCGGACAACUCGCGCAAUCCAUUAAUAAUUGCUGCUUUGAUGAUCCUAAAAUGGCAAUUCGAAAACACUGGUGAUACAGACUGGGCCGUGAACGAGAGCCGUGGAUUCGCCUGCGAAUAUAUAGCCUGGCAGUUCCUCUGUCAUCUGACCCAGGAUGAAGAAAUCGAGUAUCUAUUGUGGGAGAUUCCUAGUCCCCAGCGUAGAUCUGCUUCGUUCUCCUUGGAUGAAAGAGAAGCUGCCUUCAGAACUGGGGAACAAGGUACUUCGCAUGAUAUUGAAAGGACACCGCUGCGGAGAUCUUCGUAUAUCUCUCGCUUUCUUGGAAGGAAAAGUGACGAUGUUCCCUCGGGCGAAGAUGCUGGAGAUACUGAGGAUCCUUUUUAUGCGAGACUUUCGCUAUUCUUUGGCUUGAAUGCUCUCGAGAUUGCGACUAUAGCACAAGCGAAGAAGUUUCUCAGUCAGAAGGUUGUCCAAAAGAUUAUCGAUAAUAUCUGGAAUGGUGAGAUUGUAUUCUGGGACUCACUGAGCGUGCAUUCAAGAAAGAGACCGCACUUCUUCAACGAAAAAACAGCAGACCCAUACUCACGAUUGAGAGUUCCUCUGUACCGCAAAGCUUUUGAGGCCGGAUUCUUCGUCUCAUUCUUGUGCCUCUAUUACGCCGUCCUGGUAGAAAGAAAGCCCACGGGGAUAGGCGUUUUCGAGACCCUGAUGUAUAUCUGGAUUGCCGCAUUCGCAUACGACGAGCUGAGUGGGAUGACCGACGCAGGGGUAGCGUUCUACCAGAUGGAUUUCUGGAAGAUCUGGAAUUUAGGAAUCAUCGGCACGGGGCUUGCCUUUGUUAUUGCAAGAGUUGUGGGACUGGCAAAGGAGAGUGAUGGUAUUACGGACAUCUCCUUUGAUAUUCUAUCUUUGGAAGCAUUGUUCCUUGUUCCGAGAAUCUGCUCGCUCGUUAGUCUGAAUUCUUAUUUUGGAAGUCUGAUACCGGUGUUGAAAGAAAUGACCAAAGCGUUCUUCCGUUUCAUCCCUGUAGUUAUUGUGCUGUACUUAGGGUUCCUAACAACGUUCACGAUGCUGGCGCGAGACCGACUGACUCUUCGACAAAUGUCAUGGAUCCUGGUCAAGGUGUUCUUUGGAUCAAACGUCUUGGGAUUUGAUAUUGCUCAUGAUAUUUCCCCGAUCUUCGGCUACGGUUUGAUGCUGAUUUUCGUCUCCAUGACGAAUUUGCUGUUAAUUUCCUCUUUGGUCAGUUUGAUGAGUAUGAGUUUGGAGGGUGUGCUGUCGCAUGCGCGCGAGGAAUAUCUCUUCCAAUUAUCUAUUUACGUGCUGGAAAGCAGUAAUUCUCGACGACUGACCUACUUCAUGCCACCAAUGAACCUGAUCCCCCUUUUGUGCAUCCGACCUUUGCGGCUCUUUCUACCUGCAGAGUCUAUCCGUCGCGUUCGCAUUCUCCUACUCCGUGCUACACAUCUCCCAUUUGUCGCUUCGAUUCGGGCAUACGAAGCCAUCCGACGACACCGUCCCAUCGCCACCCCUACAACAAGACGAAGGAGCACAAGUACGAGAAGAUACUGUUACGACCACGACCCGCUUAUAGAUAGGGACGAAGCCCCGACGGCGUUAGGGCCCGACCCUGGUAGGGCAUUUAGGACUAAAACUAAGGCGGGAGGACAACCCGAAGCGCGCGGACCAGCACCGGAACAGACCGGUCGAGAUGUGGUUGAACUGACGGAUGUGAUCGACGAGGUGGAUCAGUUGCGCACCCAGGUGGAUCGGGUGGUUGCCCUGAUGGCUGUACGGAGGAGGCAUUGACUGCUGAAUACGGAGCAGACUCGAAACCAACUGAUGGUGGUGAUGGUAGGAAUGUGUGACGAUAUGGCAGAAUGACUCAGGAAGACCGGAAAAAGGAAGGAGAAGAGGGGAAGAAUUGACUGAUAGUGGGGAGCGGACGGGCCACAGCGGAGAGUAAUAUGGAUACGCACAAACCGUGGAGGCUGGAUGUGGUGCUCCAUACUCCGUACCAUGGAUACUUCUACCC